Molecule: messenger RNA, 1705 nt
Organism: Phodopus roborovskii (desert hamster)
Lineage: Eukaryota; Metazoa; Chordata; Mammalia; Rodentia; Cricetidae
Gene: Sergef
Product: secretion regulating guanine nucleotide exchange factor
Source: RefSeq, a predicted model, not a curated record
AUGGCGAGCGAGUCUGGAGUGUGGGAGGCUGACUCCGGCGCGGCCGCGCUCUUCGCCUGGGUACGUGGCUCCGCCCCCGCGCUCGGGAAGCGAUCGAGGGGUUCGGGGACCCGGGGGCGCCCGGCGUCUGCAGGCACUUGGGGAGGACCCUACCUUCAGGGCAGAGCAUCCAUUCUGGGAAAGCCCUUGGCCACCAGCGCGCCUGGGAAGACAGCGUGGAGGCUGGACAGAGAGAAGAUCGCUUGGUGCCAGAGCUCGUGGGGCCACCUGUACCAUCGAACCUUCUUCAUUUUGCCUGGGGGAUGGAAGGCUCCUUUCCAGCGCCAUCACCCUGGGGAGCAUCCUUUGAAUGGUGCCAAUAGCUACGGGCAGCUUGGCCUUGGCCACAAGGAAGAUGUGCUUCUGCCUCAGCGACUGAGCAGCUUGCGUGAGCCAGGGCGCAUCAAGAGUGUCACAGGAGGAGGGGGCCAUUCUGCAGCUGUCACAGAUGGAGGGAGCCUUUUUGUUUGUGGCCUGAAUAAAGAUGGGCAGUUGGGGCUUGGUCACACAGAUGAUGUUCUGUGUUUUACCAUCAGCAAGCCUCUCCUUGGUUGUCCAAUCCGACAGGUUGCCUGUGGCUGGGAUUUUACCAUCAUGCUCACAGAAAUAGGUCAAGUUCUGUCAUGUGGAUCCAAUGCCUUUGGCCAGUUAGGUGUGCCGCACGGCCCUCGAAGAUGUCUGGUCCCCCAGGCCAUUGAGCUCCUGAGAGAGAAGGUUGUUUGUGUCGCCGCUGGACUGAGGCAUGCAUUAGCCGCUACAGUGAGCGGCAGCGUGUUCCAGUGGGGCACUGGCUUGGCAUCUUCUGGCCGACGCUUGUGUCCCGGGCAGACACUUCCAUUGUUUUUGACAGCCAAGGAACCAAGCAGAGUGCCAGGCCUAGAGAAUUCUACAGCAGUAUGUGUUGUUGCGGGAUCUGACCAUUCUGCCUCAUUAACAGAUACAGGAGAGCUGUAUGCCUGGGGCCGGAACAAGCAUGGGCAACUGGCUUCCCUGGCUGCGUUCCUCCUUCUGCCCCAGCGAAUAGAUGCAUGCUGCUUUCAGGGUGAAAAGGUCACUGCCCUCUGGAGCGGCUGGACACAUCUGGUUGCUCAGACAGAAACUGGCAAGGUGUUUACCUGGGGUCGAGCGGACUACGGUCAGCUUGGGAGGAGACUGGAGUCUCCUGAAGGCCAGGAACCCCGAAAGCAAGCGUCACAGCUCACCUUCUGGAGGCCGCAGAGCAGUGUUCCUCUGCCUCUGCACUGCCUGACAGGAGCAGCCAAGAUUUCUUGUGGCUCAGAGCACAAUUUGGCAGUAAUUAGUGACAAGUGUUGUUCCUGGGGCUGGAAUGAACAUGGCAUGUGUGGAGAUGGCACUGAGUCCAAUGUCUGGACUCCAUCCCCAGUACGGGCUCUUCAGCCACCAUCAAGAAUCCUCCUCGUGGGCUGUGGGGCUGGCCACUCCUUGGCCUUAUGUCAUCUGCCAGCACGCUCUGUGCCACGCCAGGGUCUCAAGAUCACCCACACACUCCAAGAUGCCACAGAGAACCCUGAGUCUCAGGAUGCCAUGAACAAAGAGAGGAACGAAGGAGAGACUAUCAGUAACUUCAACCCAAAGCAGUUCUGACAGGACGAGGAGUGAGGGACCGUGAGAGAGGACCCUUAAUAAAGUGCCUUAUCCCAACAAA